Microcebus murinus (gray mouse lemur) is the source of this 1738-nucleotide messenger RNA. The record is from RefSeq and is a predicted model, not a curated record. NCBI's taxonomy places the organism in Eukaryota, Metazoa, Chordata, Mammalia, Primates, Cheirogaleidae.
AUGUCGGGUAGGGAAGAAAGGGCCCAGCUCUGGGCCACUCCCCCCGCCCACUACCUUACUGCAGCUUGGAGAAAAGCUGUAGGAGUACUGGCAACUGGCGGAGUUUGCCAGGCAUUCUUUACUCCAAACCAGAACAAACUCUUCAAUUUGGCUGAAGAAGACACUUCUCGUGAAUGCCAGAACCCCACUAAUUCAAAAGCUCUGGGUGGGUGGGGAACGGUCUUCAUCAAGAACCUGGCACAAACUCUAUAGAUAAACAAGGCACUUUAUGAUACUUUUUCUGCUUUUGGAAACAUUCUGUCCUGUAAGGUGGUGUGUGAUGAGAACGGCUCUAAGGGUUAUGCUUUUGUCCACUUCGAAACCCAAGAGGCUGCCGACAAGGCCAUCGAGAAGAUGAAUGGCAUGCUCCUCAAUGACCGCAAAGUGUUUGUGGGCAGAUUCAAGUCUCGCAAAGAGCGGGAAGCUGAGCUUGGAGCCAAAGCCAAGGAAUUUACCAAUGUGUAUAUCAAGAACUUUGGGGAAGAGGUGGAUGAUGAGAGUCUGAAAGAGCUAUUCAGCCAGUUUGGUAAGACACUAAGUGUCAAGGUGAUGAGAGAUCCCAGUGGGAAAUCCAAAGGCUUUGGCUUUGUCAGUUACGAAAAACACGAGGAUGCCAAUAAGGCUGUGGAAGAGAUGAAUGGAAAAGAAAUCAGUGGUAAAGUCAUAUUUGUAGGCCGUGCUCAGAAGAAAGUGGAACGGCAGGCAGAGUUAAAACGGAAAUUUGAGCAGCUGAAACAGGAGAGAAUUAGUCGAUAUCAGGGGGUGAAUCUCUACAUUAAGAACUUGGAUGACACUAUUGAUGAUGAGAAAUUAAGGAAAGAGUUUUCUCCUUUUGGAUCAAUCACCAGUGCUAAGGUGAUGCUGGAAGAUGGAAGAAGCAAAGGGUUUGGCUUCGUCUGCUUCUCAUCUCCUGAAGAGGCAACCAAAGCAGUCACUGAGAUGAAUGGACGCAUCGUGGGCUCCAAGCCACUGUAUGUUGCCCUGGCCCAGAGGAAGGAAGAGAGAAAGGCUCACCUGACCAACCAAUAUAUGCAGCGGGUGGCUGGAAUGAGAGCACUCCCUGCCAAUGCCAUCUUAAAUCAGUUCCAGCCUGCAGCUGGUGGCUACUUUGUGCCAGCAGUCCCACAGGCUCAAGGAAGACCUCCGUAUUAUACACCUAACCAGUUAGCACAGAUGAGGCCUAAUCCACGCUGGCAGCAAGGCGGGAGACCUCAAGGCUUCCAAGGAAUGCCAAGUGCUAUACGCCAGUCUGGGCCUCGUCCAACUCUUCGCCAUCUGGCUCCAACUGGUAAUGCUCCGGCCUCUCGUGGCCUCCCUACUACUACUCAGAGACCCCAGCCUGCAGUCCAUGUGCAGGGGCAGGAGCCUCUGACUGCCUCCAUGCUGGCCGCAGCACCCCCCCAAGAACAGAAGCAGAUGUUGGGUGAUUACUUCCUGCCUUCGAUGUACAAAUCAUCCUGGCAGAGCACCAAAGGAUCAAACCAGGCCACUGGAUGUGGAAAGAGUAAUCUAUACCUGGCUGGAAAGAUUACGGGAAUGCUGCUGGAGAUCGAUAACUCUGAACUGCUGCACAUGCUGGAGUCCCCUGAGUCUCUCCGCUCCAAGGUGGAUGAAGCUGUGGCAGUUCUACAGGCUCAUCAUGCCAAGAAAGAAGCUGCCCAGAAAGUGGGUGCUGUUGCUGCUGCUACCUCUUAGACAA